CACAAGUUGGCGGGAGCCUAUAAAAGCCGGGGACGGCGCGACCCGCGGACACACCGUGCAGGCUCCGAAACAGCCGCCGCUGGACAGGCACCAACUCCGGCUGUGCCCAGACCAUCGGCGCGACCAUGUCCCAUCACUGGGGAUACGGAAAGCACAACGGACCUGAGACCUGGCAUAAGGACUUCCCCAUUGCCAAAGGACAGCGCCAGUCCCCCAUUGACAUUGACACCAAAGCAGCUGUCUUUGACCCUGCCUUGAAGCCUCUGUGUGUUUGCUAUGAGCAAGCAAAUUCUCACAAGAUCUUGAACAAUGGUCACUCUUUCAACGUGGAAUUUGAUGACUCUCAGGACAAAGCAGUGCUUAAGGGAGGACCCCUCACUGGCACUUACAGGUUGAUUCAGUUUCACUUCCACUGGGGUUCCUCUGAUGGGAUAGGUUCUGAGCAUACUGUGGAUAAAAAGAAAUAUGCUGCUGAGCUUCAUUUGGUUCAUUGGAACACCAAAUAUGGGGAAUUUGGAAAAGCGGUGCAACAACCAGAUGGACUGGCUGUUUUGGGCAUUUUUUUGACGAUUGGCAGUGCUAAACCAGCCCUACAGAAAAUCAUUGAUGCAAUGGACUCCAUUAAAAACAAGGGUAAGAGUGCUGACUUCUCUAACUUUGAUCCUCGUGGCCUUCUUCCAGAAAGCCUGGACUACUGGACCUACCCAGGCUCACUGACUACCCCUCCUCUCCUGGAGUGUGUGACCUGGAUUGUGCUCAGGGAACCCAUCAGCAUUAGCCAUGAGCAGUUGAUGAAAUUCCGGAAGCUUAACUUCAAUAAGGAGGGUGAACCCGAAGAGCUUAUGGUAGACAACUGGCGCCCAGUUCAGCCACUGCACAGCAGGUAUCAGAAUACUAUUUAUGCUACAUUCUUGGAAGAUGCCCCCCAAAAUCCUUCAUGUCCUUAUCAUUCUACGAGUUCUGAAUGCUGGCAGUCCAAGACCAAAGUGUUGUCUGAUCUCUGAAGGUGCUAAAGAACAACCUGUUCCAAGGCUUUUUCCAAGCUUCUGGUAGUUCUUGGACUUAUGGCAGCAAAACUCCUGUCUUCACAGGGUGUUCUCUUGGUGUGUCUGCAUCCCAGUUUCCCUUCUUAGAAGGACAUCAGUCACAUUAGCUUAGGGACCCACCUUACAGCACUAUGACCUCAUCUUAACUAAUUACAUCUGCAUGGGCCCUAUUUCCAAGUAAUGGCACUAUCUGAGGAACUGGAGGAGGAAGGACAUAAUUCAAUCCAUAACACUAUUUAACGAUUCUUUUACAUAAUAUUUGUAUUUCUAUGACAAAGUGAAAUGCUAUUCCUCAGAAAUUCCUAAACAUUUCCUUCACGGGCUUGUACUUAAUUUCAUCAUUGUUUUUCAUUUUCAAGGAUUUUAUGGACUAUAUAUAACAACUUUUAAUUACUGCAACAGAAAUAAAUAUAAAUUUUAAAGGAAGAGAAAAUAAAACAGUCUAGGAUCCCAUGUAUUUAUAUUAAAUGUAA
This is a messenger RNA of Talpa occidentalis (Iberian mole), 1519 nucleotides long. It is a transcript of the gene CA2, whose product is annotated as carbonic anhydrase 2. Gene Ontology annotation, cellular component: cytoplasm. Gene Ontology annotation, molecular function: zinc ion binding; carbonate dehydratase activity. The record is from RefSeq and is a predicted model, not a curated record. Lineage: Eukaryota; Metazoa; Chordata; Mammalia; Eulipotyphla; Talpidae. Bases 126 to 1004 code for a protein of 292 amino acids. The transcript is spliced from 9 exons.